AUGUCCGCCAUCGAUAGCGAGGCUGUGUUCUUGUCAAAGUGCACUCAGCUGGGGCUGCCCGAGGAUGCUCGGGGAAAGCUCAAACGAAAGGGCUGGGCCACUUUCGGCACUUUUGCAUUCUGCGUGCCAGGGGAGCCCGGAAGGAUUCCCGAUGAUGUCUUCAAAACUUCCGUUGUGCAGCCAAUCCUCGGUGAUGGGGGUGAGGAGCAUCAGGCGAAACUUAGGCGGCUCCACUUUGAGGCAUAUGCUUUGACAGCGGCUGAGCUGAAGCGGACGGCCGAGUCCACGGAGUCUGAUCAACCGCGUAAGGUCCCGACGGCAGAGCUCGCUGCUCGUUAUGAUGUGUUGCAAACGCGCGUUAAGCCUCUCCGGCUUGUGGACCGCUUGGAGCCUUCGCAUGCGCUUGUGAACCUGUCAGCCCAAAUGCUUGAGGAUCAGCGGGUGCGCUACAUUGAGUGGUCGAAGUGUACCAGUCGUGCCCAGGAGAUAAAUCUUGUGAAGGAGGACGCUAGCUUGAAGCUGCUUCAGGGUGGCCGCUCAGGAUCCGUCAAGCUAGUGGAUCCCGGUGCAAAAAUCACUGCUGAUACUAAGUCUGACCUUGAGGUGAUGCAGGCCUUGCGUCGCAGAGGGGUGGCAUAUGAACUUGCUGCCAUCAUGUCGUUCGAGAGGCACGAGGAAUUGAUUGACCGACUGUUCAUGGAGUACCAACGUGAGCCCAUGGCUGGGUUUCACCCCGUCUCCUUCUCUCAACUUCAGGCUGCGGACAGGGAGGUGCAUGUUCGCAUGGGGGAGCUCACCCGAGCUGGACUUGUGCCAGGAGCGGAUGGCUCCUUGCCGCUUGACAUCCCAGUGUCUCGGGUGCUGGCGGGCUCCCACAUCCAGUGGAUGUUGAUGCCUCGACAAAAGGGGUCCGGUCCCUUGGGCAGUUCGGGCGCUGGUGAGGCUUAUGAGAAGCCAGACAAGCCACCGCGCAAGCCGCCCAAAAAGACGGAUCCGUCGAAGGCGACGGAUAAGGGUCAGGGCGCCGAUAAGAAUCAGAAGGCUGAUUCCGGUGCAUCGCCGAAUGCGGCUGAGCGACCUGGCAAGCCACGGAAGACUCGCUUCGUCAUGCCAAAGGCGCUCAUCGGCCACGUACACAAUGCAACACAUGUGCAUGACACGGCCACCAGCCAUUUUGGCAAUGAUCGUGAUACGAAUGCGGAAGUUUUUGCUGCUACCUUGAUCGGCAAAGUCGAUGCGGGGGGCAUUCGUCGUCUUUUGGAGCUGCUUCCCUCGGAGGCACCGUCCCGCGGUUCGCGUGAGGUGGGCCGUGGGUCCGAAUUUUCUUUCACCACAGGUGCUUACACCUAUGAUCAUGGCAAGCGGCACGGCCUUCGCCAACAUUGCCGCGACUUUCCGAUGUCCACUAAGGUUCUGAAUGAGUUUAUGCGUUCGUUGGCGCCGGGCGCCUGCUACACUACACUGGCCUUGUUUCGUGAUCUUGAGACCCGUGUCCACUCAGACCACGGAAAUGAUCCCAGCCUGAUGAAUACCAUUCUGAAGGUUUCUGAGUUCAGCAACGGCGGCCUCUGGGUCGAGACGGUGGGCGGCAAGGUCCCGUGCCCGCUUCCGCAUCAAGGCCAAAGGAUGGGUAAAAUUGUCGAGUUUGCCAAUGGUGCAUUGAGCUUCGAUGCCCAGCAGCCGCACUGCGUUAUGCCGUGGUCUCGAGGACCCCGCGUGGUUCUUGUGGCAUUUAGUGUACGGAACUGGGCAAACUUGCGUCGUGCAGACUUGACUGAGUUGUCAAACCUGGGGUUUAGGUUGCCAACCUUGGGCCCUGACUCAACGGCCGGUCCCGAGUCUGCCUCUUCGGUUCUCCCUAGCCCUGGGGUUUUCCCUUUUCCGCCACCGGCGCCAACCCCGGCGCUUGCAGCUUCACCUGUCAUCCUGUCUCCUCAGGCGAGCGUCCCAGGGACUGCGCCUGCCGCAGCGGAUCAUCCUGACCUCAGUGGGUCAACCGUGGCUCGUGAUGUGACGGCCACUGCGCAACCUUCCUUCAUCGAGUUGUUCUGUGGCUCUGCUGGCCUUUCGGCCGAGGUGCGCAAGCUGGGGUUCCGCGUGUUGGGAGUUGAUCACAAACCCACCGCUAAGCAUGCCAAUGCACCUUUCGUCAGCUUGGACUUGCGCGACCCAGAGCAGCAGGACCGCAUUUGGGUCGAGUUGCGCCGUGCUCAGGCCGUGUGGAUUGCUCCCCCGUGUGGGACUGCUUCGAUUGCGCGGCAAAUCCCUCUUGGACGGUCGGCUAAGGGACCUGCACCCUUGCGGAGCCCGGCUUUUCCAGACGGGUUGGCAUCCUUGCGUCCCGAGGAUCAUGCUCGAGUACAAAGUGCAAAUCUUUUGUAUGCCUUUGCCGCCAAAGUUUGGGCGUUCUGUCUUGAACACGAUAUCCUUUGCAUUGUGGAGAACCCGGCAUCAAGCCUCAUGUGGCAAACGUCGUGGUUUAGGACACUUGUCCCGCGUGGCGUGUGGCACGAGCUGCAUUCUUGCAUGUAUGGAUCUGCUCGAAAGAAGCGCACUGCCUUGCUGGCUACAUGCCGCCUUCCAGGUCUCAUGUUGCAGUGUGACAAAUCACACGAACACAAGAAAUGGGGUCGUGUGCGCGAUCCGGACGGGCGUGGUGUGCACUAUGCCACUGCCGAGGAAACCGCUUACCCAGCCGGCCUGUGUACGGCCGCCGCCCGUGAGAUCUGCUUGGCAUUGCAAAAUAAAGGGAUUAUGCUUGAUGUGCGCGCAUCUUCGGACACAGCCCUGGCAUCUUCCUUUGCACAGCGGCAGCCUCGCCGCGGCCGCGGCAUUGUGGGUCCGCCUGAGUACAAACGGACUGUCCUUGUCCGGCUCCCUCGUGACUUUCAGCCCCCGGACCAUGUGCCAGAUGAGCCACUUGCAGUGCUUCGUGACGUGCCUGCGGGCUCCAAGCUUCUGUGGACUCGCGUCUUUGUUGAUGGGGGUUUUGAGGUUCGCGAGGCCCAAUUUGGGGUAUACCAUACACCGGAUGAGUUUCUGCAUGCUGCCUUGAAAGUGACCCAUCCCUUCGACAGUGCAGUGUCUAUUGACGGCCCGAACCUGCGGGCAAUUGCAUUCACUCUUGAGCAUGGUGUUAAAGCUGUGCAGCAAAGACGUAUGGAGGUCCUUGAGCACUAUCGUGCACUGGAGCACUCUCUGAGGUCUGAUGAGGAGGCUCUUAAGCAGGCAAUGGACCCUACGGUACGGGAGAUCAUGGGCAACAAGAAGUUGCUCUUGUUCAAACAGAUGCUGAAGGAUGCAGGUGUUCCUGAUGAGCGCCUCUUCGAGGAUAUGGUUCAGGGAUUUCGGUUGACUGGUCCCCUUGAGCCUUCGGGUUUGUUUCCACCUAAGUAUAAGCCUGCCGUCAUCUCGGUGGAUGAAUUGCGGCGCACUUCGCAGUGGUCCAAACACCUUGUCGAGGCUGCGUGUCGGAAGGCUUCACAGGAUCCUGAGAUUGCGAGGGCUGUUUGGGACGAAUCGUUGGGGCAAGUCGAGAAGGGAUGGUUGUCGGGACCCUUCACAUGGGAUCAAAUGGAUCAAAAGUAUGGGGGCACUUGGGUGGCGUCCAAGCGCUUCGGGGUGUCCCAGGGCGACAAGGUGCGUGCUGUCGAUGAUCUCUCGCAGUUUCAGGUGAAUGCUUCGGUUACUGAGACCGAGAAGAUUCAACUUGAAGGCCUUGAUGACAUUGUUGCCCUUGCGAGAUUCCACUUGGGUGCCACUGUGUCGGGCACCAAGGUUUUCAGGCUCCCCUUGUCAGGCGGCGGCGUCUACCAGGGCCGAUUGCAUCCUGACUUCAGGGAAGGUCGGGCACGGCGCUUGAAAGGCAGGGCUCUUGACUUGCGGAGUGCAUACAAACAGCUAGCUCGGCACCCCGCCGACGAUUGGGCUUCGGUGCUAGGAGUCUUAGAUCCAGACACCAACACUGUGACCUAUUUUGAGAGCCACGCUCUCCCGUUCGGCGCAUCGAGCGCGGUGACAGGCUUCAACCGGGCUGCGCGUGCAUUGCGCAUUAUCAUGUCCAGACUUUUGUUCCUUGUGAAUACGUCAUUCUUUGACGAUUUCUGCCAACUUGAGAUUGAUGAUCUGACUGACUCUGCGGAUCAGGCGGCGCUUGCACUGCUUGAUCUCCUUGGCUGGGAGGUGUCCGAUGGCGAGAAGUUGAAACCUUUCGCUUCAGAGUUCACCAUGCUUGGUGCAGUGCUAUCCUUCAAAGAUGCGGGUAGGGGUCUGAUUAGGGUUAGGAAUAAGGCCGGUCGCUUGGAGGAAAUUUCUUCCAUGGUAGAUCGCUUUGCUGCUGACCCCGCAUGUGGGGCGCGAUCCCUCCCGUCGUUGAAGGGCAAGCUCUUGUUUGCAUCUUCGCAUGUGUUCGGUCGCUGUGCUCAGGUUGCGACUCAGCUGAUUCACCAUGCCGAGCGUCAACCUGGUCCUGACGUGCAUGGUUUCGUCUUGAAAUCCCUCAGGAGGGCGCUUGAAACACUUAGGGCAGCUGGGGAUCGUCAGGUGAACCUGUGGUCUGAGCAGCCGCCAGUUAUCAUCUUUACGGAUGGUGCAUGUGAGGAGAAGGGCAAUCAGGUGACACAUGGGGCGGUCAUCGUUGACCCGGCUUCGCAGACUCGCGAGGUGUUUGGUGGCCACAUCCCCGAGGAUCUUGUGACAAAGUGGCGGAGCUCAGGCCGGACUCAGCUCAUCUUCUUUGCAGAGCUUUAUCCUGUCUUGAUUGCGAGACGGACCUGGGCUAAAGUGCUGCGUAACAGAAGGGUACUGAUCUUCGUGGACAACGAGGCAGCGAAGGCGGCCUUGAUCAGAAAUUAUUCUCCUUUGUUGGAUGCCGCUCAUAUGCUUUCUGACAUUGCCGAGCUUGAUGUCGAGCUCAGUUGUUUUCCAUGGUAUUGCAGGGUGCCGUCCAAGAGCAAUUUUUCCGACGCUGCUUCCAGACUGAGCUUUGGGGAGUAUGAGGAAUGCUUCCGAAGGAUUCAGCCCACUCUGGAAGCCUGUUGA
Molecule: messenger RNA, 5040 nt
Organism: Symbiodinium sp. CCMP2592
Lineage: Eukaryota; Dinophyceae; Suessiales; Symbiodiniaceae
Source: the annotation of a GenBank genome assembly